AUUUUCCUUCCACAGCAGUGUGGCUGAGAUUGGGAAGUUGGACUCACCACUAACAUGUUGGCGCUCCAAGUCAAUACGUGCCUUCCUCAUGAGUUAGACCUAAUAAUGGAUGAAUGCAACAGUUGAUUUUAAGUGGAAAAGUCACCAACAGGGCAAAUGGUGAAAUUAAACCAGUUGUAGAGGCAAAGGUUCCUGAAGAUGUGGCUGAUACCACUGUGGAAGUCCAGAUGGAACCCAUCAUGGAUAACACCCUGCAUACAUUACAUGGUUUUCAAAAUGAAAAUCCUGAAACUGUAGACAGUGCAAAAACGGAAGAAAUUAAAACCCCAGCUGUUGAUAACAAAGAAGAUAGUUCACCUCCAUUGAGACACAAAACCAAAAAACAUAAACAUAAACAUCAUCAUAAGCACAAAAGUAAAAAGAAGAAGAAAAAGAGGAAGAAAAAGAAAGGAAAGAGAGACCACUUUAGGGCUCGCUCAGGAUCUUGUCUGAGUCUGAAGCCACAGCCUGAGUCACGGUUGCAAUCACAAUCCCAGUCAAAGUCACCUUUAAACAAUGAAUGUAGCACUAUAAAGAGUAAAAAUAUCUCUCUUUUGACAAAAGCAAGCAGAACUGGGUCAAGUAAAAAUACAGUCGAUGAAGUAACUGAUAUAAGUACUGUAGUACCUGUGGGAGUUGAAAAGGAAUGCUCUGCGGCUGAAAAGCCAUUGGUACAGGAUCAUUGUAAAAAAAGUCUACAUGUAAAAAAGAACAGCGUUGCUGACAUAAAUUUUGGCAAGGAAACAGCUACAGUUGGAAAUGUUUCUGGAUUAUUGGCUGCAGCAUCAGCUGUUGAGCAGGACCAUGAAUCCAAAUUGGGUUUUAGUAGUGGUUCAGACAAUGUACAAUCAAAAUCUACUCAGACUGUUGAAGAAAAAGUUAAAACUGACAGAGUUGAGGCAAGGAGAACGAAAAGAAGUCGGUCAAGAUCUCAUUCGAAGUCAGUGAAACAUCGCAAGUCACAAUUACAUUCUCACACCCAUUAUUCUGUAAAAACAUCAUCGAGCAGUAAGCAUAUAUCCCAAAGUUCAUGUUCCAGGAAACAAUCUUCACCGGUUAAACGUCGAUCAAGGUCAACCUCCAAAGAACAGAAGAAGCACACAGAAUCAUCUCCAAAGUCUAAAAGGAAACAGUGUGAUUCUCGCUCGAGAGCAAGGAAUGAACAACAGUCAAAAUCAAAAUCUCGUUCUCCUUCAAGGUUACGCCGUAAAUCAAGGUCACACUCUGCAACAAGGCCCAAACAGAAGUCAAAAUCACGGCAUUGUUCUAGAUCAUGCUCACGGUCAAAACACAGGAGUAGGACUCACUCAGGAUCUCCUGUGAGAUCAAGAUCCAGAGUUAAACGGUCACACUCUCCAAGACCUAGAUCAAGAUCCAGUGACAGACGAUGUCAUUUAUCAGGUUCAAGACUAUACCGUAGUCGGCUUGUGAGGACACGGAGGUCACCUGAUUGGCGGAGGAGAUCCAGAUCUCCCUUAAGGAGAAAAAGCCCCAGCAGAACACCUGAACGCCUCACAGACCUAGAUAAAGCACAGUUGCUAGAGAUAGCAAAAGCCAAUGCUGCAGCCAUGUGUGCCAAAGCUGGAAUGCCUUUGCCAGCAAACCUGAAACCUGUUGUACCCCUUGUUAAAAAUGUGAUCGCCAAAAAAAUAGGUUGUACAUCAAUACAAGAACUCACAGAGAAAUGCAAGAAAAUUGUUGAAAGCAAUGAUAAUGAAUUGGGUAACGAACUUCAUGUCUCUGAAGAGGAUGAAUCAUUCAUUAAUCAACCAAUUAAAGUUAAUGAACUGAAAUCCAUUUCUUUCAGCUUAAACAAUGCAACAGUGAACCCAGCAGCAAAAACGCAGGUAGCUUUAACUAAGGAGUUUCCAGUCUCCUCUGGCACACAACACAGGAAGAAAGAGGUGCUGAAUGUUUAUGGUGAGUGGGUUCCUGUGGAAAAAGGCAGUGAAGAAACCACUGAUGAUGUCUUUGCAGAUGUCUCUACUCAGGCAGUAGAUAUCUCUGUAAUAAUGACUAAGAGAGCAACAGCUCAGAGACGACUUGUAAAAAAUCCAUAUGAUGUAGAGGCUAUGUCGAUGAUCCUUCGGACACAGGAACAGAUUGAUGUGUGGGCUCAGUCAAACUCUCUGCCUGGUCAGUUUACAGGCAGUACUGGAGCUCACGUCUUGAGCUAUGAAGAACUAACAAAUAGUGGCCCUCAAGCUUGGAUCAGGAAGGACCAGUUCCUGAAGGCUGCACCUUUAUCUGGAGGAAUGGGAGCACAUUUGAUGCAGAAAAUGGGCUGGAGGCAAGGAGAAGGGCUGGGAAAAAACAAAAAUGGGCCAGUAGAACCUAUAGUCGUUGACUUCAAGAUUGAUCGUAAAGGUGAUGAUGCUCCUUGGUCUUCAGUUUAUUCAUACAGUGGUCUUGUAGCUGAAGGUGAGAAAAUGCACAAGAAACCUGCAAACUUUGCCAUAAUGAAGGAUCUGUCAGGAAAACAUCCUGUUUCUGCACUGAUGGAAAUUUGUAACAAGAGAAAAUGGCCUCCACCUGAUUUUCUGAUGGUCCAUGACAGUGGUCCAGAUCAUUGCAAACAUUUUUUGUUUAAGGUGAUGAUCAAUGGCACAGAGUACAAACCCAGCCUACCUAGUCCUAACAAGAAGCAUGCUAAGGCCUCAGCUGCCACCAUUGCGCUGCAGGCCAUGGGGCUUGUUCCAAAGGAUGGUGGUACUUCAGCCUCAGAUAAUGCUACAUGAAAUUAUCAUUCAAUAUCUGCCAUUAGGUUGUUCAAUUGUGUAAAUAAAAAUGUUUUGUUAACUAUUGUGCAAUUUACUCUUUUUACAAAAGUGAUUAAUUCCUGUCGAAACUCAGCAAUGCAAGAUUAUCCCAUUGUACAUUUGUAAGUACC
Molecule: messenger RNA, 2929 nt
Organism: Chiloscyllium plagiosum (whitespotted bambooshark)
Lineage: Eukaryota; Metazoa; Chordata; Chondrichthyes; Orectolobiformes; Hemiscylliidae
Source: RefSeq, a predicted model, not a curated record